AUGAAAUACGACUUUACAAAACCCAGCACUAGUGAUCUACCAUCUGCUAUCGACAUAGCUGGCGCGCAUGUAGUAACAGGCAACAUGCAGUCACCUGGUACCAAAGCUAAGAGCGAGUACUCCAACUUCAUACGCUACGUCGAAAAGUACAAUAGCAACUCAGUUGUUGCGGACGCGCCAGAGAUCUGUCCAGAAAUAAACUUUGGUCCAUCAGUAAAGAACAAACGCUCACACUCGAACGAUUAUUCACCACACUCCGUUCAGAAGAUCUUCAGAAGCUCCUUACCGGUUGGCGAAAGGACACCGGAGAACUCUUCUCGGUUGUUUGCACCCCCAAUGCGAACCAAAUCCGGCAAUAUCGAUUACGAGAACUUUUGUGAUGACAAUUUCUUCCCACUGUACUCAUUCGAAGUAAAGCCGACGUCUGCAACACCGUAUGCUACACAUCACAUCGACACGGGCGGGCAUCCUCCAAUUGCUUUGCCGCCAUACCGCCUAUUACCACAACGUAAAGAUCUGUUGAAGUUAGAGCUCGAUAAAAUGCUCAAUACGGGAGUUAUCGUGGAAUGCGAAUCACCAUGGGCAGCUCCCGUAGUAAUAGUACCAAAGAAGUCAGGCGGCAUACGGAUUUGCGUCGACUAUAGAGAGUUGAAUGCGAUCACCAAACCAGAUCGGUACCCGCUGCCGCGAAUUGACGACUUGUUGCAUGAAGCCAAGGACACAAACUUCAUGUCCACUUUGGAUUUGCAAUCCGGGUAUUGGCAAGUCGGGAUGAAGGACGAAGAUCAGGACAAAACAGCGUUUGUUACCCCGUUCGGCAUGUACAUAUUCACGCGUAUGCCAUUCGGCUUGCGAAACGCGCCAGCAACGUUUCAGCGCCUAAUAGAUCGACUUAAAGUCUCUUUAGGAAAAAUAGUUUUAGUUGCAUAUUUGGACGAUAUAAUUUUAUGUUCGAAAAAUUUUAAAGAACACCUAGAGGAACUGAGCCGGCUAUUCGAGCGCUUACAAAAAUUUGGUCUCAAGGUAAACAAAGAAAAAUGUCGCUUUGCUUGCCAUGAAGUAAAAUAUUUGGGGCACAUAUUGACUCCAGAUGGCAUCAAGGUUGAUCCAAGCAAGGUUACUGCAAUAACAAUGCGUAAAUCCCCAAGAAACGUCAAGGAGUUGCUGUCCUUUCUCCAAGCGUGUUCCUGGUAUAGACGGUUUGUGCCUCUAUUCGCAGACGUCGCCAAACCGCUUUCGCAGCUGACGAAGAAGAACGCCAAAUGGACUUGGACUGACCAGCAGCAGACGGCCUUCGAUAAGAUGAAACGGCUUUUAACAACUUCGCCUAUACUAAAACAAGCUGACGAGAACUUGCCAUUUAUUCUCAAAACCGAUGCUAGUGGCUAUGCUCUAGGGGCAGUCCUGAUCCAGGGGGAGGGACCAGAUGAACAUCCUAUAGAGUACGCAAGAGCCAAGGAUAUACGUGAAGGUCAGCUUAGUGAUCCCGAUCUUCAAACCAUUAUCGACUGCUUCGAAAAUAGAUCGGAUGAUGCGGCACAUUGGUCCAAAAGAGGUUAUACACUCAACGAUGGGGUACUCUACUGUUACAACGACGAAGACAGCGAAGAUGCGCAACUGGUCGUUCCUAAAUCAGAGCGUCCAGCCAUAUUGGACCAUUAUCACAAUAAAGACACAGCAGGUCAUUACGGAAUCGACCGAACAUCAUACAAAAUAACGUCACGGUAUUAUUGGCCCGGGAUACGGAAAGAUAUCGAGAAGCACGUCCAUAAUUGUACUGAUUGCCAGCGAUACAAAGCAACAAACUUGAAGCCAAUGGGCUUGUACCAAACGAUUUCAAGCAAGCAACGCUUCGAAAUCAUAGCCAUCGAUCUGUUUGGGCCACUGCCACCAGAUGCCAAUGGGAUGCAGUGGAUAUAUAUUGUUGAGGACGUAGCAAGUCGAUGGGUGGAGCUCUUCGCGUUAAUGGAGGCUACUGCGGAAAAUUGUGGGAAAACCCUGAUAGAUGAGGUAUUCCUGCGUUACGGAGUCCCAAGACGAAUUAUCAGUGACAAUGGAGUGCAGUUUGUAUCCGCAGUGAUGCAGAAGGUUGUAUUCUGCCUUGAAAUAAGUCAGGUGUUCACACCGGUAUAUCAUCCCCAGGCGAAUCCGGUGGAGCGAAAGAAUCGAGACAUGAAGGCACAGUUGGCGAUAUUGGUCGGUAAGCAGCAUCGCACUUGGGCAGAAAAGCUCCCCGCCAUACGAUUCGCUAUGAAUACCACUCGCUGCCAAAGCACUGGGUAUUCUGCAGCGUUUCUUACAUUCGGGCGUGAACCAAGAACUAUAGACGAUGUCCAGCAUGAUUUAAGGUCAAUCAUUCAGUCGGAGAACUUUGUUGCCGAAAUCACACCAUACUUAGCCACGCUCACUGAAGUGUUCCAAGCUGCUCGCGAAUGUGAACGGAAGCAGCAAGAUGCUAACAAGCGUGCUUCUAACCUACGACGGCGUGAUCAGGAAGAUUUGGAAAUUGGCUCUAAGGUUCUGGUCACCACACAUGUUCUAAGCAAUGCUACCAAGGGUGUAACGUCCAAAUUCGCACCACGACGAGACGGGCCUUACGUUAUCAUCGGUAAACAGGGUUCUACUUCCUACGUGAUUGCUCACGAGGACAACCUGCAACAUCCUUUGGGAACAUAUCAUGCAUCUUCACUAGUACCAUAUCGCAGUUCCAGUGACGAAUACGAAGGUCCCAUUAACAUGAUACGGCGUAGAGGACGACCCCGAAAGACCACAUAG
Messenger RNA from Rhagoletis pomonella (apple maggot), 2775 nucleotides. RefSeq lists its product as uncharacterized. Bases 1 to 2775 code for a protein of 924 amino acids. Gene Ontology annotation, molecular function: nucleic acid binding. The transcript is spliced from 3 exons. Gene Ontology annotation, biological process: DNA integration. The record is from RefSeq and is a predicted model, not a curated record. Lineage: Eukaryota; Metazoa; Arthropoda; Insecta; Diptera; Tephritidae.